AUGUUUACAAUGAAUCUGCUUUCAACUCCUUCCCCUGAAAGACUUUCCUCGCAGGAUAACUGGCCUCAAAUUCCUUCUGUGGAGUGCAAAAUGGAUAAAGACACUUUUUCUAGCUCACAAUUUGAAUUCGAUGGUGCUGUUUUUGGUAUUUCACUCGAAGAAUCCUUGAAAGUUGCCCAGGAAGAAGUGUUAGUCCAAGAAAAUACAAAGCAAACUGGCUUGAUACCAGUUGUAGUAGCGAGAAGUGGAGAAUAUCUAAAAGAGAAUGCAAUGAAUACAACAGGGCUUUUUCGUAUUUCCGGCAGUAAUAAACGUCUCAAAGAACUUCAAAGCAUAUUUUCUAAGCCUCCAGAUUUUGGCAACAAGUUCGAAGGAUGGAGUGACUUCAAUUUCCAUGAUAUUGCAACUUUAUUAAAAAGAUAUUUGAACUCACUAAGUGAACCUUUAGUUCCCUUAGCAUUAUACGACAUUUUCAGGAACCCAAUACUGGAAACUCCAGAUACUGAGGAGUACAAAGAAAAAGUCAUCAAGAAUUACGAAGACAUAUACAUGCUCUUACCACAGGCUAACAGGCAUUUGAUACUUUAUUUGAUCGGGUUGUUUAAUUUGCUUGCAAGAAACGAAAAGGAAAAUUUGAUGCCUGCAAGCAAUUUAGCCGCCAUUGUGCAGCCCUCAAUUUUAUCUCAUCCGAAACAUGAAAUGGAUCCAAAGGAGUAUGAGGUUUCCAGAAUGGUAAUCGAAUUCCUAAUAUUGCACGCUCCCGACAUAAUACCAAAUACAGAAAAUUUUAAAAAAGAUAUCAGGCCGCAUGCGGUAACGAUGGCGAAGUUUAACGGCAUUACCGUUCCUGAAAUGGCUAUUGACUCUGAUGAAGAAGAUUUCCUACAAGCUUCAAUAGAUGAUCACAUGCUGCCGAGAUCACGUGCGCAUUCGGACUUCAACAAUUUUACCCUAGAUUAUCAUGCGCUAUCUGCUAGCCCCAUUGGUCUUGGCAAGAGUACACUUUCUGUGCCAAGGUCGUUCAAGGGAAGAACCCUAAGUGCUGGGUCCCUUUCGCCCAAACUCAAUAAAUUGCUUGGCGGUGUUGGAAACAGUAGCAGUAGUGAGGAAAAGAAGCUCAUGGAAAGAGUCCCUAGAAGCGAGCAUAAAGGUAAACAUAAACAGCACAGGCAGUCGUGGUUAAGAAGACUCACUAGCCCUUCUAGAACAGUCCCUUAG
Messenger RNA from Saccharomyces kudriavzevii IFO 1802, 1218 nucleotides. RefSeq names its product GTPase-activating protein BAG7 (gene BAG7). NCBI's taxonomy places the organism in Eukaryota, Fungi, Ascomycota, Saccharomycetes, Saccharomycetales, Saccharomycetaceae. Gene Ontology annotation, molecular function: GTPase activator activity. Bases 1 to 1218 code for a protein of 405 amino acids. Gene Ontology annotation, biological process: regulation of fungal-type cell wall organization; signal transduction; activation of GTPase activity. The record is from RefSeq and is a predicted model, not a curated record. The transcript has a single exon. Gene Ontology annotation, cellular component: cell cortex.